AUGCCCGUGAACGUUGAAGAAUACAUAAGCAAAUGCACCGCAGAGACAAGCCAGGAGAUUAUCGAAGCCAUCAAUCAAGGAGUAGAAGCACAGGCAGCAGGAAAGACUACUUGGAUUAACGCAGUUACAGGUAACAUGGACAUAGCAGACCAAAAUGAAACAGCGGGUGCUACCCGACAGGAUAUUUCGCCAAAAGCUUUAUAUGGUGCGCAACGAAAUGAUCAUAAUCUAAAACAAGUGGCCCAGUACUUAGAAAACAACACCGAGAAACCUUCAAUAAGAGACAGGGUGGCUGAAACAAAGACGACACGCCGCCUAUAAUAAAUGAAUGGAAGAAGCUGGAACUCGAAGACGGGAUACUGCGACGUCGCGCCGGCGAAUAUCUACAACUGGUGUUACCCAGGCAAUUUCGUCGAAUGGUGUACCGUAACCUCCAUGAAGAGAUGGGCCAUUUAGGACGGGAGAGAACAUUUCAAUUGGCAAAAACGCGGUUGUAUUGGUCUUAUAUGCAACGGGACAUACAGCAUUAUGUCUUAAAUGUGUGCUCCCGUCUGAAACAGAGACGCCCAAAAGUGUCCCCUAAAGCACCAUUACAACCCUCACAUCUUCAGCACCAUUUGAACUAAUAUCGAUCGACUUCGUUCACUUGGAAAACAGCAAGGGUAGUUAUGAAUACAUCUUUUGUAUUGUUUUUGUAGAUCAUUUCACCCGAUUCGCCCAGGCGACUCGUAAGAAAUCUGCUAGAACUACUGCUAACAAGUUAUACAACGAUUUUGUUCUUCAAUUUAGGUUUCCGUCACGUAUUCACGACGAUUACGGCGGCGAAUUUGAGAACAUUCUGUUUAAACAUCUAGAGGAACUUUGUGGAGUGCAACAUUCUAGAACAACACCGUACCACCCCGAUGGAAAUGGGCAGGCCGAACUAUUCAACCAGACCUUGCUUGCCACGCUGAGAACCCUGCAAGAAGAAAAGUCGAAUUGGGCAGGCAUUCUAAAUAAAGUCGUACAUGUGUACAACUAG
Molecule: messenger RNA, 1021 nt
Organism: Paramuricea clavata
Lineage: Eukaryota; Metazoa; Cnidaria; Anthozoa; Malacalcyonacea; Plexauridae
Source: the annotation of a GenBank genome assembly